AUGUCGAACAAGCAGCUGCGCAAGCUACGAGAACUUCGGGCCGCCAAGGAGGGCCAAUCCCCGGCUGACGCGGCCAAAGACGAUGCCCCGCUCUCUGAGUCCGGCAGCGGGCAGGCGAGAGCUUCAGGCUUCGAUGCAUUUGCAGACAGCUCGAGCUCACCAAGCUCACCAAGAGAGAUGCCUCAGGCAAAGGCGGGGAAAGCAACGAGCAAGAAGGCGCGUCGGAAGCAUCCUGCUAAAGCUGCCGAGAUUGUGGAAGACGAGCUCGCCCUCUUAGAUGCUGACGCAGACGCGAGGCGCGAGAGCGAUGUCGCGGAACCUGACGCUGAGUGCACGGGCCUCGCCAUGCGCCGGGCAGACUUUGAUUGUGAAACGGAGCGGCGUCGGCUCUUUGGCAACAUGAAGGAUGCGAAGGAUGCGAAGGAUGCAAAGGACAGCCGCCGCAACCGGCGCCGCGGCCCUGAGGGCAGGACGCUGCACCACCGGCGGCUUUUCCUGGUGUUGCCCGGAGAGCCGUGGCCCAAGCCGGAGGACUCUGUGCGGAUGGUCUCGCAGCUGGACGCAGACGGGGCCGUCUUCGACUUCGAGGAGACGGAGGCAUCGCUGCGCAGCCUGGGGCGGCUGAAGUCCGUGCUGGCAGCCGAGGACCCCGAGCUGCUGCGGCGCUAUUUGCAGCGCUGCCCCUUCUCCUUGGAUGGGCUCCUCGUGCUGGCGGAGCACCAGCGCCAGCAGGGAGCCCACGAACAGGCAGCGGAGCUCGUGAGGCGCGCGGUCUACACCGUGGAGUGCGCCUUCGCCCUGGAGUUCUGCCCAUUCCAAGGCAUGGGGUCCCAGGCCAGGCCCCGAGUGCGCCUGCGCAUGCCUUCCUGGACGCCUUCGCAGACCGUCAGUACCUGGGCAGGCUGGAGCUGGCUCAGAGCGUUGUGGCUGCACAUGCACUGCCUCGCUGGGCAAGGCAUGCACAGGACUGCCCUCGAGGUCUGCAAGCUUCUGCUGGCUGCCAUGUUGCCCCGGGAUCCGCUCCAUGUGCUGCUUUGGGCAGACCACCUGUGCCUUAGAAGUCGGCAGUUCCAGACACUCCUUCUGCUGAGCAGCUCAUUGGCUGGAGACUGUGGUAUGAUUCCCUGUGCUUUGGAUCUGGCCUUCCCCAACUUCGCAUUCUCAGUGGCACUUGUCGGGCUGGCAGAGCUUGGGGCUCCGGACGUGACCCACCUCACUCUUCAAGAGAUCUUGGGCGAGUCGGAUUCGCCUCCAGCACGGCUCAUGCGCGCUCUGCUGUAUUUCCCAGGCUGUGUGCGCCCUCUGCUGGAAGAGGCCGUGGGGUCGUUUGGGCCCAGCUGGGCCGCUCUCCUUGCGCGGCAGCCCUUUGUGAACGCCCUGGACUACCGCCACCAGAAGCACGCUGCAGCCCAUGGGCGCCUUGGUGCAGCCUACGCCAAGCUCUGCGGGCCGCUCUGGAAGCCGCACGUGAACUGGCUCCAUGCUUGUGCUGCAAGGUGGGUCAAGCUCCAUGAGAGCGAGGUUUUUGCCAGAGACAUUGCAGAUGCGCGGGCACGCUGGGCCAAGAGCGCCUUCUGGGAUCCCACCUUGGAGGAUUAUCAAGACCUCCUGGAGCCUUCUUCAGUGCCGCGCGUCCUGGAGAGCACCCUCAGUGCCAGGCUGCACCCACCGAAUGCUGGCAUUCAUGGCAUUCAUGGCAUUCACGGGAUGCAAGCGCACGCGCAAUCCGCAGACAUACCGAACAUGUCAAUUUUUACUCCCCCAGCGAUCCUGUUUUUCCAGUCUUUGCUGCCGUGGAGUUCUUUGGAUCAAAGCGGUGCCACUGCUGAGCCCUUGUUUUGGGGAGACAUCGCUGGCACCCUGGCUGGAUUUGUCAAGGAUGCUGGACAGCUUGUGCGGAGAGCUGCCGCUGGGCUGUGGAAGGUUUCUUCCACGAUUCGAUAA
This is a messenger RNA of Effrenium voratum, 1944 nucleotides long. The record is from the annotation of a GenBank genome assembly. NCBI's taxonomy places the organism in Eukaryota, Dinophyceae, Suessiales, Symbiodiniaceae.